Molecule: messenger RNA, 2903 nt
Organism: Nicrophorus vespilloides
Lineage: Eukaryota; Metazoa; Arthropoda; Insecta; Coleoptera; Silphidae
Product: sodium/potassium-transporting ATPase subunit alpha-like
Exons: 2
Coding region: 195-2903 (902 amino acids)
Biological process (GO): potassium ion import across plasma membrane; intracellular potassium ion homeostasis; intracellular sodium ion homeostasis
Cellular component (GO): membrane
Molecular function (GO): P-type sodium:potassium-exchanging transporter activity; ATP binding; ATP hydrolysis activity
Source: RefSeq, a predicted model, not a curated record
UCGUUCCAAAAGUACAUCAGCCAUGCAGCGUAUGAGCUUUUUGGGUGGGGUUUCCAUGACGGAUCAGCGGGGUAGACCAUCUUCUGCGGAGAGAAAAUCGCGUGUGGAUCUGCUUGCUUUCAGGAAGGAAUUGAGCAUAGAUGAUCACAUCAUCACUCUGGAAGUACUGCGCGGAAGGUUAAAUUAUUCAUAUCAUGAAAAUGCAUGCCUAUAACUGGCUUUUCGGUAGAUACGAAACAAACUUCGAGCUAGGCUUAACUACGGAACAAGCUGAUGAGCUUCGAAAUAAGCACGGACCAAAUGCCCUUUGUCCGCCAAAGACGAGAUCCCGAUGGUUGAUCUUCGCCGAAUACAUGUUCGGAGGAUUCUCCAUCCUGCUGUGGCUCGGUGCAAUUUUGAGCACCGCCGGUUGGACUAUCUCCAGGUUACAAGAUCCUGAGGUUUCCUACGAUCAAUUAUACCUAGCGAUCGUCUUAGUGGUUAUAAUAAUAUCGACUGGUAUUUUCGGAUUUUACCAAGAGUCAGCAAACACCAAAAUUAUGGAGAGUUUCAAGAAGAUGAUUCCAAAAUCGGCAAAAGUUUUACGGGGCGGAGAAAAGCUUGAAAUACCGACGGAAGAUGUGACCGUUGGAGAUGUAGUCUUGGUUGAGAUCGGAUCUUGCGUUCCUGCUGAUAUCCGUAUUGUCGAAUCAUUCUCCCUGAAAGUGGACAAUUCCUCGAUAACGGGUGAAUCUGAACCGCAGCUACGCGCACCGGACUUUUCCGAUCCUAACCCUUUGGAAACACAAAAUCUAGCUUUCUAUGGUACCAAUGUGGUCGAAGGUUAUGGAAAGGGCGUCGUAAUUGCGAUCGGUGAUAACACACUUAUGGGACACAUCGCCGGUCUCACUUCUGGCCUUCAGCCCGACGAGACACCCAUGAAGCAGGAGCUGCGCAAAUUCGUCACCAUCAUUACAGCAAUUGCCGUAACGAUGGGCAUCAUUUUCUUCAUAAUGGCAAUGUUCCUGGGGUACGGGUUCUUCGAUGCAUUCAUCUACUUUAUAGCAAUCGUCGUGGCUUGCGUACCCGAAGGUCUACUUGUGACUCUAACAGCAUCGCUCACACUAACUGCUAGAAGAAUGGCCAAGAAAAACUGUCUCGUCAAGAACUUGGAUGCUAUAGAAACAUUGGGCUCGACGAGUGUUAUCUGCUCGGAUAAAACUGGAACGUUGACACAGAACCGUAUGACCGUCUCGCAUAUCUACUACGAUGAAGACAUUGUAGACGUCCUGGUGGAGACUGGCUUUGAAAAACCUAUAUCGGAAGCUUUCAAUCGCUUGUGUCGAGUUGCGAUGCUCUGCAGCCGUGCAGAGUUCAAAUCCGGAGAAGAGCAUUUGAACAUUAAAGAUAGAAGUAUAACUGGAGAUGCUAGCGAAAAAGCUGUACUGAAGUUCAUGGAAGAGCAUAUCGGCGGAACCAUAGAGUUCAGACGGCAAUACGAGAAAAUCUACGAAGUACCUUUCAACUCCACUAACAAGUACCAAAUCUCAAUUCACAGGAUGCCGGAGAAAGAUCAAAUAUUGCUGGUAAUGAAGGGAGCCCCGGAGAGGAUCAUAGAGAAGUGUUCAGAGGUGUACGAAAAAGGUGAAACUAUAAUGAUGGAUGAGGUGACAUCAAAAAAGCUUAAAAAGGCCUUACUAGAAUUGGGAUAUUUGGGUGAACGUGUCUUGGCCUUCGCAGAUCUGAACUUGCCCAGCACAUACACUGCUGAUUAUCCAUACGAUAACGAGCAUUCUAACUUUCCAACUGAAAACCUCAGAUUCCUCGGAUUCAUCUCAAUGAUAGAUCCACCGAGACCCGGUGUUCCGGCUGCGGUGGAAAAGUGUAAGUCAGCUGGAAUUAGGGUAAUUAUGGUAACAGGUGAUCAUCCUGUAACGGCUAUGUCUAUAGCUAGAAAGGUUGGGAUUAUAUCGAAGGAAAAUGAAACUUAUUUGGAUAUUGCUAAGAAGAGGAACAUUUCCAUGAAUAAAGUCACGUCGGAAGAGAGGAAGGAUUGUCGUGCGACGGUGAUAACUGGAGGAGAUCUUCGAGAAAUGGACGGAUACGAGUUGGAUAAUGUUAUAAAGAAUUACGAGGAGAUCGUGUUCGCAAGAACCAGUCCGCAACAGAAACUGCAGAUCGUCGAAGCUUUUCAAAGAGCGCAAAAUAUAGUGGCGGUGACGGGAGACGGUGUCAACGAUUCUCCGGCCCUCAAGAAAGCCGACAUUGGUAUAGCCAUGGGCAUAGCCGGUACCGAUGUGUCGAAAGAGGCGGCCGACAUUAUACUGCUGGACGAUAACUUCGCCUCAAUCGUGGUCGGCAUCGAGGAGGGUCGACUCAUUUUCGACAAUUUGAAAAAGAGCAUUGCCUACAUGCUCACGUCGAAUGUGCCGGAAGUGAUUCCGUUCAUGAUGUACGUUAUCAUCAAUAUUCCGCAGGCGCUGAGCAUAAUGUCCAUCCUUGUGAUUGAUGUGGGCACGGACCUGAUGCCGGGCAUCAGUUUGGCCUACGAGCGACCGGAGGCUGAUAUUAUGCACCGAAAACCGAGAAACUUGAAGACCGACAAGUUGGUAAAUUGCAAGUUGAUCUGCUUCUGCAAUUUAAACAUAGGCUUGGUGCAAACGUUUGCCGGUUUCUCAUGUUACUUCGCCAUAUACUCCGAUUUCGGCUUCACUCCAUCCAGACUCAUCGGAAUUCGCGAGGAAUGGGAGGGUCCAUCCAACGAUUUACUGGACUCCUUCGGCAACGAAUGGACGCUCUACGAACGACAAACGCUUGAGCGCAAAGGCGUCACCGCCUUCUUCCUGGCCAUCGUAUUCACCCAGGUCGCAGAUUGCAUCAUUUGUAAAACGCGGCGGCUUUCCGUUUUCCAACAAGGUAAUUAA